Nematostella vectensis (starlet sea anemone) is the source of this 1547-nucleotide messenger RNA. RefSeq names its product probable ethanolamine kinase. The transcript has 7 exons. Gene Ontology annotation, biological process: phosphatidylethanolamine biosynthetic process. The record is from RefSeq and is a predicted model, not a curated record. Gene Ontology annotation, molecular function: ethanolamine kinase activity. The coding region runs from base 77 to 1147 and encodes 356 amino acids. Gene Ontology annotation, cellular component: cytoplasm. Lineage: Eukaryota; Metazoa; Cnidaria; Anthozoa; Actiniaria; Edwardsiidae.
GUUUAUUUCUCAACAACUUCAUUCAACAUUUGCACUUUGCACCUAUCCUUCCAAUUUUGGAGCAUUCGCACCGAAAAUGAGUGUCCCUCAUAUACAACACAGGCUAGACCCUGAUGACCCUAAUACUUCCAUCAAAGCUGUUAUUAAGGAAAUCAAACCAGAGUUGGACCCGGAAAAUCUCGAAUUCUUCGAAUUCACUGAAGGCAUCAGUAACAAGCUAGUCGGGUGUCGACCGACCGGUGGAUCGGAUCAAGAAAUCUUACUCUUUCGCAUUUACGGCAAUAAAACUGAGCUCUUCAUAGACAGAAAGAAGGAAAUUGCAACCUACAGCAUUUUAAAUCCGUUAGGAUAUGCCCCGCCUGUUUAUGCAACUUUUGAAAAUGGUUUCUGCUACGGUUUCAUGGUUGGGAGUGUGAUGUGCACGAAGACCGUAUGUGACCCCCACAUUUCUUCCUUGAUUGCAAAACAUGUGGCAGAUCUGCACGCAAUCAAACUACAGGAAGAAAAUCCACAGCCAAGUUGGUAUAAAGCAAUCCUCCAUUUCUUCAGUAUCAUACCGGACAAGUUCCCACACGCAGCCAAAGAGAACAGAUUUAAGGAAGUGCUUGGAAGUAAGGCCCAUCUGCUUGAGGAGGUCAAACUACUAAAUAGCAAGUUAGAUAAGCUUGAAAGUGCAAUAGUUUUUGCCCAUAAUGAUCUACUUUGCAAGAACAUUAUUUACAACAAAGACAAGGAUUCAGUAUGCACUAUUGACUUUGAGUAUGCCAACCCUAACCCGAUAGCAUAUGAUAUUGCAAAUCACUUCUGUGAAUAUGCAGGUGUUGAUGAAGUUGAUUAUAGUCUCUACCCCCAGAAAGACCAUCAGGUUAAAUUCUUGGAGAGCUACUUGAAAAGGGCAAUGGAAUUACAAGGUAUAUCUGUUCAUACUUCAGGAGAAAAAGAUGUUAACCCCAGCAGUAAAGAAAUUGAGAAGUUGUAUGUGCAUGUGAAUCAGUUUGCAUUGGCAGCACAUUUCUUCUGGGGUGUGUGGGGUCUUGUUCAAGCACACUACUCUGAAAUAGACUUUGAUUUUCUGGAGUAUGCCAUUACUAGAUUAAAUGAGUACUAUCUGAGAAAAGAGAAGUUUCUCUCAUUGACCUGUGAGUAGAUAAUGUAGAGGAAAAAUAUAACUUUUACAGGGAGUUCUAGCUACCUCAUCAUGUCUAUUCUGGUGGUCUACCAAAUUUCAAUCCCUCCUUUGUCUGCAAUUAAGAAGUCUUCUCAAUAAAAGGAAAAGUAGACUUUCUCAUCAAGAACCAGUAUUAUCUUGUAUUUGUUUGUUUACCUUGUGUAUUUUAAACAUUUUGGCCAUCUUAUGUACCAAAACCAUUUUCUAGCAUAUCAUAAGAAGGCAUUUCUUCAUAACUGAAAAUGUAUCAUGAAAUGGGGAGUAUGUGUGGAAAAGUAUGUGUAGCCCAUGAAAAUGCCGAUUGAGACUGACAUUAUAUCUAAAUUGUUUUUAUUAUAAUCAGAUCUAUUGUAUUUAUUGCACAUUAUAUAUGAAUCCA